AUGAAGAACCAACCUAAGAAUCUACUUUCCAAGUCAGCAAUCCAGGCACUCCAGCUGUUAAUACCGUCAGCAGCAGUGCACAAUGUGGAGACCGCCCCUAAUUUCAAGGCAGAAUUCCCCGAGUUAUUCAAAGGGCGGGGCCUCAUGAGGGAUAAGUACAAGAUACCUCUGAAACCGGACGCAGUAUCAGUUUGUCUAUACACACCCCGACGUGUACCGCACCCACUUCUCCCUAAGGUCAAAGAGAAGCUACUGGCCAUGGUUCGUCAGAAGGUAAUCUCACCAGUAAGUGAGCCAACAGACUUGUGCUCAGGCAUGGUGAUCGCUUCCAAGCGCAAUGGUGAUGUAAGGAUCUGCGUUGACCUGACACCUCUGAACAAGGCGGUAAAACGAGAGAUCCACCCUAUGGCAAGUGUCGACGAGAACUUGGCAAAGCUUAAGGACAGCAAAGUCUUCACCAAGCUAGACGCCAACUCUGGAUUUUGGCAAAUACCCCUUGACGAGGAGUCUCGGUUGCUCGCCACCUUUGUCACACCAUUUGGCAGGUACUGCUUCAACCGCCUCCCAUUUGGAAUCAGCUCAGCCCCUGAGAUAUUUCAGCGUACCAUGUCUCGAAUCCUAGAGGGCCUCGAUGGCACAGUUUGUCACAUGGAUGACAUCCCCAUACAUGGGCCGACACAGGAGCUUCACGACAGCCGUGUCCGAAAAGUGUUACAGCGGCUCAAGGACGCUGGAGUCACAUUGAACGAGAAAUGUGAGUUCUCUAAACAGCGCAUGAAGUUUCUCGGGCAUGUAAUCUCGGAGGAUGGGCUGGCCAAAUUUAUACCCGACCUAGCAACCAUCAAUGAGCCCCUACGCCAGCUACUUAAGAAAGAGCACCAGUGGCUUUGGGAUCAGCCUCAGGAAAUUGCCUUUCAGGCGAUCAAGACGAAACUGACCUCUACAGAUGUGCUGGCACACUACGAUCCAAACAAACGAAGCAUCGUCGCUGCCGAUGCAUGCCAGGACGGGCUUGGAGCAGUCUUACUGCAAAGCGACAGCAGCGGUAACCGGCGCCCAAUCGCCUUCGCUUCACGCUCUCUAAACGACACGGAGAAACGAUACGCAGUCAUCGAGAAGGAGGCGCUGGCCGCCACGUGGGCAUGUAAAAAGUUCUCAGACUACAUCCUUGGGACACCAUUCACCCUAGAAACGGACCACCGCCCACUGGUACCCCUUCUCUCAAGCACAGACCUCUCCAAGCUGCCCCCGAGGGUUUUGAGGUUUCGCCUCCGAAUGGCCAGGUAUUCACCAGAGGUCACUUACGUGCAAGGGGUGCACCAAAAAACAGCGGACGCCCUGUCUCGUGCAUCCACAAGCAGUCCCACUCCCCAGGACUUAAAACAAAUCGAGGAAUUAGAAGAACACAGCGAAUCAGUCCUAGAGUUCCUACCUGCAACGGAACGGCGCCUCAAAGACAUCCAGGAAGCCCAGGACUGCGACGCCAUAUGCAAGCAGGUGAAGACCUACUGCUUAGAGGGAUGGCCUCCCAUUAUGCCAUCCCUACCACUCCUAAAGCCAUACUGGGAGAAGAAGCAACACUUGACGGUCAACCGAGGAAUCCUGAUGUAUGAUCACAGGCUAGUUAUCCGCUCAAGCAUGCAACUAGAGAUGCUGGAGACCAUUCAUGAAGGCCAUCUUGGCAUUACCAAGUGCCAAGGGCGCGCGAGCUCCUCGGUGUGGUGGCCGCUCAUAACAAAGCAGAUAGAAGCAAUGGUCAACAGAUGCCAAACUUGCGCCAAACUUAGACCAGAGCGAAGAGAACCCCUUAUGGCGCUGUCUUUCCCAAACCUACCAUGGAGCCGGGUCGGUACAGACCUCUUUGAACUAGAACAGACCGACUACCUUAUUGUUGUCGACUACGCAAGCCGAUGGUUUGAAAUCCGAAAACUAGGAUCAACUAGCUCAGCUGCAGUCACGCGCCACAUGUGCGAGAUCUUUGCUCUGCACGGAAUACCGGACAAAGUCGUCUCGGAUAACGGACCCCAGUAUGUUAGCCAGGAAUUUACCAACUUUGCCAAGGACAUGGGUUUCACCCACAUCACCUCCUCUCCACACUACCCACAAGCAAAUGGUGAGGUCGAGAGAGCGGUAUAG
Molecule: messenger RNA, 2136 nt
Organism: Nematostella vectensis (starlet sea anemone)
Lineage: Eukaryota; Metazoa; Cnidaria; Anthozoa; Actiniaria; Edwardsiidae
Exons: 2
Coding region: 1-2136 (711 amino acids)
Biological process (GO): DNA integration
Molecular function (GO): nucleic acid binding
Source: RefSeq, a predicted model, not a curated record